AAGUGAUAUGAGACCUGUCAGUCAGUUAUAGCUUAAUAGCAUAGCUGGCUAACAGAAGUGCCCACCUGCUCCCGAGGAAAACAUCAGAGUCGCUUGCCGGCGGCACACCUGUCAUCAUGGUUUUGUUGUGGUGUAAAUUGUGACGACUAACGCCACGAUGAUGAACGACAUCAUAGAGGAACCGGAGAAGGACACACUGCUGGAAGUGGCAGAGCCACAAGUUUUAUCGGGACCCAGCAGUGGCACAAGACCUAAGACUGCUGAUGGAGGCAUCAGGCCUGUGGAGAAAAGAGGACCUUAUAUCAUGUCCAGAGCUCCAGCCAUCCACCUCAAACUACAGAAACACAGGGAGAUGGCGAGGAAAGCGCUGAAGAAGAAAGCUCUGUCACCAGGACCUCCAGUGAUGCAUCAGCCCAGACAAGGAGUCAAGAGGACGGUGAAGUAUAACAAGGGCUACGCUGCUUUGAGUCAGCAUGCUGAGGACACUUUGGUUGCACUGGACUCAGACAGUGAUGAAGAGAUCGAUUUUGAGCAGUAUUCCUCAGGAUACUCUUCAGCUGAGGUCCAUCCUGAUUUAAGCAGGCAGCUGCUUCAAGACGGCUACCGUCUGGACGAGAUCCCUGAUGACGAGGACCUGGACCUGAUUCCACCCAAAGCCAUGGGCUCCUCUGUGUGCUGCUGCUCCGAGGGCCCAUCAUGCUCCAUGCAGUGAGGCUGGUGCCGUGACUCAAACCUUACAAUGGCUUGGCUCCAGUUCCAAUUGCUGACUUUAGUCACUGGUGCCUAAGGCCUUCUUUCUAACCCAGCUCCACUGCUGCGCUGCCUGAGGACUUCAAGCCCAGAAGCCAAACUCCUGUUCAUGCAGGACUGCAUGAACCGUGAUCGCUCGACCCAAGAGAAAGCGCUGAUGGACGUAAGAACAAGCCUUAUCCACUGUGACCCCAAAGCUUGACCUAUAUUUUUAUUUUCCUUUUUAUAGAUCUACAGGAAAUACUAACUAUGCCACAGCUUCAAAUUGAGCGGGAGGGUAAUUCAUCAUUUGGGAUGUGUUACUGUCUUUUCCUCUAUGGUGAACAGGUCUGCAGGCCUCUAAGCCCAACAUGCAUACAAGUAUGGUGUAUUGUGUUUUAAUGUUCCUGUUCUUUGGUGAAUUUGACUAACUGCUAUAUGAAGACACCUCACAUAGACCAUUUACAUUCCCUGACUACUGUUGCAUUAACUGGCUGUUUUUUUGUUUUGGUUUAUUUUUUCUUUACUGUAUCAGUCCUCAAAAAUUAUGAGUUUUAUUCCAAAAUGAGAUGGCCAUCAUUUAGGGAAAAUGAGACAUUAUUGUUAUUAUUUGAACAGAAAUAACAUCUUAAAGAAUAUGUUUUUCUAAAUUAAGCAGAGCAUUGGAUUGAAAUGGGACACGUAGUGAAACUACUUAGUUUCUUAAUGGGUCAUGUAUAAUGAUAAUUAUUUUUUCAGCAAGUUCUGAUAUCUCAAAGACCUUAAGAGAAGUAUAGAAGAUAAUCCAGGGCCAGGAUUAUCUUCUGCUGGUUCCAUAUGUUCUGCUUUUCAUCUGAGAAUACAAGGAACUCAAUACGUUUAACAAAUUGGCACUGAGCAAACAUACCACCAUAUACAUGCUACAUACCAAGAAGGACUCACUCAAUCACUGCCUACAGAGAGAUUUUCUGACAAAAUUAGAUAUCCACUGUUAGAAAGAAUAAUACCUACACUUGCCACAUUUUUCGCAACAGUAUACUGCACAAAAUGUAAGCAGAUGAGUUACUGACGUGCUUUGAUAGAACCAUUGAUAUUUGAUUAGAUUGGACUUUACAUUUCAUUCUAGAAACCAAAAUCUGCUAUAUUUAAAAAUGCUGCUACAAAAAGAUUGUACGCCUGAAAACAAAAUACAUUACAGAUUCCCAUAUAAAUCAUUUUGUCAUCUUAAGACAUUUGUUUAUGUGGUUAGAUUUGUAUAUGUUUAAAUCCUAUUUAUUUUUUUCUUUAAUUGAUGUGCUUUAGAAAACAAUUUGGCAUGGAUAGGAAGUUUUUGUUUGUUUGUUUUUUUUUUUUGCCAGGAUUGAUAUGUAGCAUUUUGGAUUCAAACCUUAUCCAGGAUGUGAAGUAACUCUUAAAAAAGGAUGUGUCAUCUUUAACACCUCACAGUGUGUGUGGAUGGCACAUCAUUUACAUUAUUUUAUUUAUUUAUUUUUUAUGUAUUUGAUGGGACACUAAAAAAAGAGUUGUUACAUGUUAAAGACAGUAGACCAGAUUUGAAUUAGAAUUGUAGUAAAUGGCUACCACUAUUAGCUGUUAAUCUUUUGAGAUGUAAAACUAUAUUUACACACAUCAGUUCAUAUUCUUUUCGAUUUGUGUUAUUGUGUGUCUGUUUUUGUUUCUUACACAAUAUACACAUGGAUGUGCUGAAACUGGCAAUCUUUAAUAUAUAUAAAAUUUAUAAUAUAAAAACUUAUCUGUUCACUCACGUUACUGUUCCGGGUCAUAUUUUACUAUUAAUUAUAGGUGUUUAUUUUGAAACUGAAUUAACAAAAAAUGGUCAAUAUCAGAGCAAAGUGACAGUACUCACUUUCUCAGGAGAUUUUUUUUAUAUGUGUGAGUGCACAACUAGAAAGUAAUUUGCCUUUCACAUAUAUUUGUAAAAUAAAAAAAGUUUGAAAACUGCACAACUGAUUAAGUGCAUAGAGGUUUUAAGUCAGGAUAAAUGUGUGGCCACUGUUUUACUUAACCUGUAGACCACACAGUUUUUUAUGCUGUGAUGUUGGUUGUUACAAGGCGAUACUCAGUCAUAUAAAUAAAUGGUGUAGGAGACCACUUGACCACCAUAAAGAGGUUGAGGACUGGAAAGAAGGACAUUUUUUGCUAGAAAAAGUGGGAACCUUGAUUCGUACACUACAGAGUUGGGAUCAAUUCACAAACUCAAAAGUGGAUUUUGUUCAAGCUUCUGCAAUGAAAACGCCAGGUGUUGAAAAUGUUACAAUAUUAACAGGAGCAAUGUACACUAUCUCCUCCCAGCACUCCAUGGUUGUAAUGCGGGCGGUUUGGGAAUAAAAGCUGAUUCUACUCUA
Molecule: messenger RNA, 3074 nt
Organism: Xiphias gladius (swordfish)
Lineage: Eukaryota; Metazoa; Chordata; Actinopteri; Istiophoriformes; Xiphiidae
Gene: fam219b
Product: family with sequence similarity 219 member B
Exons: 6
Coding region: 158-712 (184 amino acids)
Source: RefSeq, a predicted model, not a curated record